AUGUUGGAUGCUAUGGAAGAGUCCAAAUUUUUAUGGAAUUGGAAUGGAUUAACCAGUAGUCCAAAAGUUAACAUUGAAGAGGUGACAUCGAUAUCAAUAACAAGUGAACAAAAGAAUAAAAAUUACGCCAAUGAAUCUUUCAUGGGCGUG
Molecule: messenger RNA, 150 nt
Organism: Funneliformis caledonium
Lineage: Eukaryota; Fungi; Glomeromycota; Glomeromycetes; Glomerales; Glomeraceae
Source: the annotation of a GenBank genome assembly